UGCACCUGGACAGCGCUGCAUCUCAAUAUCCCCAGGAAGGACGAAGGAUUUUGGUCUAAAUAUCUCAGAAAGUUGAAAUGGAUGACUCUCACAAUGAUUGCUCCCGAGUACACAUUUUGGGUUGCCAGCGGACAGCGAAGUGUUGCCAUAAAGAGUCUGAUACAGCUACGGAAAUACGAUUCUUGGGACUGGACUACCACCCACGCCUUUUAUGCCGCUAUGGGUGGAUUUGUGCUGGUCGACAAGGAAGCCCCGGACGCUCGUUUUCCAAUAUCGGUGGAGGAGGUGAUACAGCUUCUUGAAGAUAAACAAAUUCCUCCGGAUGGCGUGGGACUUCUUCAACAUCUUCGCCAAGAAGAUAUUGAAGAUAGGAGUAAGGCGAAUUCAUUUGCGAAGGGACUUGCUUGCGUUCAAUUUGUCUGUCUAGGUCUUCAAUGCAGUGCCAGAGCAGCUCAGCACCUGCCAUUCACGCUGCUUGAGCUGGUGACCGUGGCUGAAGCUAUCGUUACAAUCGGCACAUAUAUCAUGUGGUGGAACAAGCCCUUUGACGUAACCUCGACUAUUGAACUCCAUAUUUCAAGUGCUUCCACCUUGGCCUCUUCAAUUUGCAACCCUAGUCAUUCUAUCAUUGCAUCUCAUAGCAGUCCGGUUAUUUCGAAUGAUGGCCGUCCUAGCCAGGAAGGUGUCAGCGAAAACCCUGAUGUUCUUGAUGUUCUGCCUCUUGACCAACGAGCGAUGAUGACACCGGCGAAUCGCCAGCAUCAGCCCCAAUCAAUGGAAGAACAUGAUAUAGAUCCGGGCUUUCUUGCUGUCGGCUUUGGGGCACUGCACACUGCUGCGUGGAAUUUCAACUUUCCUACUUUAGUAGAACGGAAUCUGUGGAGAAUCUCGAGCUUAAUCUUGGCGACUAGUCUUCCUAUAUAUUUUCUCUGUUGGAUUUUCAUUAUGGCGAGUGAAGAGAAAGACUCUCCUCAAAAGCCUGCUAUAUUGCGAUGGAUUGCGAUUUUGAUUGGUGGGGUAUAUAUUCUAGCCCGUAUAUAUACUCUAGCAGAAUGCCUAGUGAGUCUUCGAAGGCAACCUCUUAGGGUAUAUGAAACUACUAAGUGGACUUUGUAUUUUCCACAUUUCUAA
This is a messenger RNA of Hyaloscypha bicolor E, 1131 nucleotides long. RefSeq lists its product as uncharacterized. Lineage: Eukaryota; Fungi; Ascomycota; Leotiomycetes; Helotiales; Hyaloscyphaceae. The record is from RefSeq and is a predicted model, not a curated record. The transcript is spliced from 3 exons. The annotation marks the transcript as partial.